AUGUCGUGGCAAGAGGCCAAAUUCCGGAACAUGGCGCUGCAGCCCAAGGUGACAGCUGUGGCGCCCUUCUCCAUCGAGUCCCCCGACUGCAAGCCCGUCGAGGGAGAGACGAUCCCCCGCCGACACCCGCUGACUGCCGAUGGCCUCAUCGACAAACCUGCCGACAACAUAUCCACAACGUACGAGUUGCUGCGCGUGAGUGCCGAAAAGUAUGGCAAUUCCAAAGCACUGGGCUCGCGCCGUCUGGUCCGCACCCAUCUUGAAACCAAGAAGGUCAAGAAGACCAUCGACGGCGUCGAGCAAGAAGUCGACAAGGAAUGGACCUUCUUCGAGUUGAGCGCGUACGAGUACUUGACCUACAACGAAUACGAGAAGCAAGUAUUGAGCGUCGGUUCGGGCCUGCGAAAGCUGGGCAUGGAGAAGAGUGACCGGGUGCACAUCUUUGCCGCGACUAGUUCCCACUGGUUGGCCAUGUCACACGCCGCUGCUUCGCAGUCGAUGCCCAUUGUCACAGCAUAUGACACGCUUGGCCAGGAGGGCCUGAGACACUCCAUGGUAGCAACGGAAGCCAAGGCCAUCUUCCUGGACCCUCAUCUGCUGCCGACCCUAAGCAACGUCCUCAAGGAUGCGACCGCGGUGCGUUACGUCAUCUGGAACAACCAGAAUCAGGUCAAGCAGGAGCAUAUCGACAGCCUCAAGAAGAACUACAGCCACAUCACCGUUCUCAGCUUCCAGGAGUUAGAGCAGCUGGGCGAGGAUAACCCCUUCGACCCGGUCCCGCCCACUCCGGAAGACCUCUGCUGCAUCAUGUAUACCUCGGGGUCGACCGGUACGCCCAAGGGCGUACCCUUGAGGCAUAGCAACGUCAUUGCUGCGGUCGCUGGUGUUAGUGUUGUGGUGCAGCCAUUCAUUGGCCCCGGCGAUGGCGUCUUGACCUACCUUCCUCUUGCGCACAUUCUUGAAUUUGUCUUUGAGAAUGCUUCGUUGUAUUGGGGAUCGACCAUGGGCUACGGCAACCCGAAGACCCUGUCGGACACGUCGGUUCGACAUUGCGCCGGUGAUAUCCGCGAGUUUAAGCCUUCGAUUCUGGUCGGCGUCCCUGCUGUGUGGGAAAACGUGAAGAAGGGCAUCACUGCCAAGGUGGGUGCCGGCAGUCCAAUCCUGCAGCACAUGUUCUGGGGCGCAUUAUGGGCCAAGAACAAGUUGAUGGCAACGGGCCUCCCAGGCGCCGGGCUUCUCGACGCCAUUGUGUUCAAGAAGAUCAAGGCUGCCACAGGUGGUCGAUUGAAGCUUUGUAUGAACGGUGGUGGACCGGUUGCCAAAGAUACGCAGCGAUUCAUCUCCAUGGCCAUCGCGCCCAUGAUCAUUGGUUACGGCCUCACUGAAACCAAUGCCAUGGGUACGCUGAUGAACCCCUUGGAAUGGUCGAGCGAGUCCCAUGGUGCCAUGCCAGCCUGUAUCGAGGUCAAGCUGGUUGAUUUCCCUGACGCCGGCUACUAUGCGAUCAACAAGCCUAAUGCCCAAGGUGAGGUCUGGAUCCGCGGUCCUUCUGUCAUGCAGGAAUACUGGAAGAACGAAAAAGAAACCUCCGAGGCUAUCGCACCAGGUGGCUGGUUCAGGACGGGUGACAUUGGCGAGUGGGACCACAACGGCCAUUUGAAGCUGAUCGACCGAAAGAAGAACUUGGUUAAGACGCUGAACGGCGAGUAUAUUGCGCUCGAGAAGCUGGAGUCCAUUUACCGCUCGGCAACCGUUGUCGCCAACAUUUGUGUUUACGCCGAGCCGACCAAGGCGAAGCCCAUCGCCAUUAUUGUACCGAUGGAACCGGCACUCAAGAAGCUGGCCGAGUCGAUUGGUGUCCUGGAUGGCAGUCUCGAAGAACUCGUGCACAACAAGAAGCUGCAAGGUGCGGUGCUGAGGGAGCUGCAGAGUGCAGGACGACAGGGUGGUCUGUCAGGAAUCGAGAUCAUCGACGGUGUUGUCGUUUCCGACGAGGAAUGGACACCACAGAACGGCCUUGUCACCGCGGCCCAGAAGCUUAACCGCAAAGGCCUCGUCCAGAAGUACGAGAAGGAGGUAGCAGAGGCCUAUGGGUCGAGCUAG
Messenger RNA from Pseudomassariella vexata, 2103 nucleotides. RefSeq lists its product as uncharacterized. Gene Ontology annotation, biological process: long-chain fatty-acyl-CoA metabolic process; long-chain fatty acid metabolic process. The coding region runs from base 1 to 2103 and encodes 700 amino acids. The transcript is spliced from 3 exons. NCBI's taxonomy places the organism in Eukaryota, Fungi, Ascomycota, Sordariomycetes, Amphisphaeriales, Pseudomassariaceae. Gene Ontology annotation, cellular component: endoplasmic reticulum; lipid droplet; plasma membrane. Gene Ontology annotation, molecular function: long-chain fatty acid-CoA ligase activity. The record is from RefSeq and is a predicted model, not a curated record.